AUGCCCGCAAAUGUUAGAGCGAGAGAGGUGAUCUCUUUGCAUAUUGGUCAAGCUGGUGUCCAGAUUGGAAACGCAUGUUGGGAACUGUAUUGUUUGGAGCAUGGAAUACAACCGGAUGGCUCGAUGAUCGAUGACGAGACAUUGGGUUUCGAGGAUGACUCGUACAACACGUUCUUCGCUGAAACAAUUUCUGGGCAUCAUGUGCCACGCGCCAUUUUAGUUGAUUUGGAACCAACUCCAGUCGAUGAGAUUCGCACCGGAACCUAUCGGACUCUCUUCCAUCCAGAGCAGUUGCUGACCGGAAAAGAGGAUGCUGCCAAUAAUUACGCCCGCGGUCAUUACACGAUCGGCAAAGAGUUGAUCGAUGUUUGUAUGGAUCGAAUCAGACGAGUGGCUGAGAAUUGUAAAGCACUCCAAGGAUUUUUGGUGUUCCACAGUUCGGGCGGAGGCACUGGCUCUGGCUUUACUGCACUGUUGAUGGAACGACUCAGUAUUGACUACGGCAAGAAAGCUAAACUCGAGUUUUGCAUCUUUCCAGCACCGCAGAUAUCAACUGCAAUGGUAGAACCGUACAAUUCAGUCUUAACAACGCACACCACUUUGGAACAUGCAGAUUGUUCAUUUAUGGUUGAUAACGAGGCAAUCUAUGAUAUUUGUAGACGGAAUCUGGAUUUACCAAGGCCAACUUAUACUAAUUUGAACCGUUUAAUUGCACAGGUGAUCAGCUCGGUGACAGCAUCACUGCGUUUCGAUGGCGCCCUCAACGUGGAUCUCACUGAAUUUCAGGUUUUCGAAAUCACUCAGCAAUGCUUCGAGCCCGGCGCCCAAAUGGUCAAGUGUGAUCCUAGACACGGAAAGUAUAUGGCUUGUUGUUUGCUGUUUCGUGGCGAUGUAGUACCAAAAGACGUAAAUGCUUCUAUAUCGCAGAUAAAAACCAAACGCACCAUACAGUUCGUCGACUGGUGUCCAACAGGUUUCAAGGUUGGAAUAAACUAUCAACCUCCUACGGUGGUACCAGGCGCAGACCUUGCCAAAUUACAAAGAGCCGUCUGUAUGCUAUCCAAUACGACAGCGAUUGCCGAAGCAUGGGCACGUCUUGACUACAAAUUCGAUCUAAUGUACGCGAAACGAGCAUUCGUGCACUGGUAUGUUGGCGAAGGGAUGGAAGAAGGUGAAUUCUCAGAGGCUCGUGAAGACCUGGCAGCCCUGGAGAAGGACUACGAAGAAGUUGGAAUCGAUAGCAACGAUCCAGAUGAAGAGGAUGCAAUGAGUGAAUAUUGA
This is a messenger RNA of Anisakis simplex (herring worm), 1281 nucleotides long. The record is from the annotation of a GenBank genome assembly. Lineage: Eukaryota; Metazoa; Nematoda; Chromadorea; Rhabditida; Anisakidae.